Molecule: messenger RNA, 1158 nt
Organism: Olea europaea var. sylvestris
Lineage: Eukaryota; Viridiplantae; Streptophyta; Magnoliopsida; Lamiales; Oleaceae
Product: single-stranded DNA-binding protein, mitochondrial
Exons: 6
Coding region: 120-758 (212 amino acids)
Biological process (GO): mitochondrial DNA replication; positive regulation of helicase activity
Cellular component (GO): mitochondrial nucleoid
Molecular function (GO): single-stranded DNA binding
Source: RefSeq, a predicted model, not a curated record
CCAAACCCGCAAAAUGCAUCUGGACCCGUCAAGUGACCCGUUGUUAAAUCCUUCUUGUACCCUUUCAUUUUGUUCACUUUUACACUCUAUGUGAUGCUUUUCUCUGUAAAAAAAAGCCAAUGAAUUCACUCGCUCCUAAAUUCCUCAAGCUCCUCAGAAUCUCUCCUUCCAUCAGACCCUCUUCACUCGUGAUGGGCGUGGAAAGGAGCUCAAAGUUGCUUUUCUCAGCCGAGACUGACAAUGACAGCGACAAGGAUGUGAGCCCUAAUGGUGAGGUGGAGGUCGAUGAUGAUUUUCCUCCUGAGAGGCCCGAGUUGCAACUGCAGAGUGUUGAUCCCAUAAAGGGCUGGAAUUUUCGCGGUGUCCACAGGGCUAUUAUAUGUGGAAAAGUUGGGCAGUCCCCAGUCCAGAAGAUCUUGAGAAAUGGCCGAACUGUAACUAUAUUCACCGUGGGAACUGGAGGAAUGUUUGAUCAGAGGCUUGUAGGACAGAAAGACUUGCCAAAACCAGCACAAUGGCAUCGCAUUGCUGUACAUAAUGAAAUGCUUGGGGCUUAUGCUGUUCAGAAACUUAUGAAAAACUCUUCAGUUUAUGUUGAGGGUGAUAUUGAAACUAGAGUCUACAAUGACAGUAUCAAUGGCGAAAUAAAAAGCAUACCAGAAAUUUGCGUGCGUCGUGAUGGGAGAGUUCGACUUAUCAAGGCGGGAGAAAAUAUGAGUAAUAUUUCCAUCGAUGAGCUGCGGGAGGAUUUACUGUAAUGUAACUCCAGUGGAAAAAUAUACUAGCAUGUUCGGUAAGGUGAAUUAGAUGGUAUUAAGAAGAAAAAGAAGCUGAAAUCUUGGUCCCAUACAUGACCCUUCGAGUAUAACAUUCUGCAAAGGUGAGUAGCUGAAGAGCCAUACUUCUGCUAGGAACUGUAUUUAAAGACGAGCAUGGAUUUCUGCUCUUAGUUUUUGUUAGCAGGGACCUAAAUAUGUAGAUUGUUUUCUCAUCUAUUUUUCCUUGGUUUAAGUAUUAAUGCCCUUAUUUUGAAAGUUGGGGUGAUGGACUUGAAGUGGAUUUCAUUUUCUGUACCUGCAUGUAUACAAGUGAUAUCUACUGCAACAAAUGUAGGAAAUUUGACAUCUAUUAGUAGGAAAUAUAUUCUGUUUUCAUUUC